GAUUAGAUCUCAACGUUAUAAACUCUGCAUUGGCAAACAAUCUUCGCGGUUUUUCUUCAAAAAUUACGUGAUCGUUUUGGUGAUUUUUAUUUGCAGACGGUCAGGAUUUCUACGUGAGCUCAUAUUCAGGAGAAAACAUUCAAACCAACCAACGAGAACAUUCGAAUAGAGGAUAUAUAGAAUGACUUCGCGGCUCAAUCUGUUCAAGUCUAGGUCAAACCUAAGUACAUCUCCGAACACCACGGCGCCCUCCAAUAGAAUGGCAAAGCGACCCAACGAACCGCCGAAGAUGCAGAAGCAACGGAGAGUAGCCGUUAUGGGUUUUCGUGCGGUCGGUAAAACCAGCGUAACAGUUCAGUUUGCAGAAAAGGGAUUUAGCGAGGAUUAUCAUCCCAGUAUAGAGAACACUUUUCACAUCGGCAUCAAGGUUAACGGCAAAGAAUACGAGAUAGAAAUUAUUGACACCGCUGGACAGGACGAAUACAGUCUCUUACAGCGUCAAUAUACUGUGGGCAUGCAUGGGUAUGUCCUGGUAUAUUCAAUCGCUAACAAGUACAGUUUUGAUAUCGUAAAAAAUAUCAACGAUCAAAUUUUGAAUGCGCUUGGAACCGAAAAAGUACCGCGCGUUUUGGUAGGAAACCAGAAGGAUUUGGUCAGUCAGAGAGAGGUGUCACUAGAAGACGGUCAAGCGUUGGCUCAAAGGUGGGGAUGUGCAUUUACAGAAACGUCUGCCAAGCUCAAUGAGAACAUAUCUAAGGUGUUCGCGAUGAUUAUCGAAGAAAUUCAAAAAGAUUCAGCGCCAAAAGAGCCCAAAACAGCUUGUUCAGUAAUGUAAACUAAUACGAGUACUGCUGAUUUUUCUGAUAUAAAGAGCCGCAUGCGCUCUGAAGAGUUCUCAUGCUCCGGAUUCACGC
Messenger RNA from Schistocerca gregaria, 914 nucleotides. RefSeq names its product GTP-binding protein Rheb homolog. The transcript is spliced from 7 exons. The record is from RefSeq and is a predicted model, not a curated record. Bases 182 to 835 code for a protein of 217 amino acids. Gene Ontology annotation, cellular component: plasma membrane. Lineage: Eukaryota; Metazoa; Arthropoda; Insecta; Orthoptera; Acrididae. Gene Ontology annotation, molecular function: GTP binding; GTPase activity; GDP binding. Gene Ontology annotation, biological process: small GTPase-mediated signal transduction.